UAGAAAAACUUCAUAUUAUAAAUAUAACUUUUACACAUAGGAGUAUUUUAUAUACCUGCACUAUAUGAGCAUCAAACAAUGCCAAUAAGCAAGCCUCAAAACCUAAUCAGCUGUGCUCACUCUUCCGGAGCUUCGGCUAUUUCCUUCUCCUGGGAAUCUUAAAUCCGUUUCUUCUUCGACAGUGUAUCCUCUUUCUAGUUAGCUUCAUUGAAGUCCGUCUGUGCUCAAUCUGAAUUUCCAGGCCCAACACAAUGAGUGGCAGGGGUGGGAGGGGUCGUCCUCAAAGGAACUCUUCUUCCAGAGACUAUCCUCCGAGAUCAGAAGAUAGAGUCCAUCAUAAAAGGAGCAACCCUCCUUCAAGACAUAUUUGGAUCGGAAAUCUCUCUCAAAGUUUAAGUGAAGGUUCUCUCACUAAUCAACUUUUGCGUUUUGGGGAGCUGGAGAGCGUUUCAUUUCAACCAGGCCGCAGUUAUGCUUUUGUUAAUUUCAAACACGAGGAGGGAGCCUUUGCUGCUAUGAGACAACUCCAAGGUUCUGUUAUUGCUGGAAAUGCAAUAAGAGUUGAGUUUGCAAAGGCGGAGAAGUCAACACCACUACAUCGAGAUGAGGAAUAUUUGCAACAUCGUGAUGAAGAGUAUUUGCUACGUCGAGACGAACACCCCACGGUUAGGGGAUCCCCAGCUGGGCACAGGGAACCUAGGACACGCUACUCCAGUCCUGACCCACCAUAUCUAGACAAACCAAAGGCAAGCGACCGAAGUUCAGAACCCAGUGAAGUAUUAUGGAUAGGGUUUCCUUCUCAGCUGAAAGUGGAUGAGUUUGUUCUAAGGAAGGCUUUUUCACCAUUUGGAGAGAUUGACAAUAUUACUGCAUUUCCUGGUCGAACUUAUGCUUUUGUGCGCUUCAAAAAUGUAGCAGCAGCAUCCAGGGCGAGAGAAACUCUUCUGGGAAAAUUAUUUGGAAACCCUCGUGUGAAUAUAUGUUUUGCUAAGAGUGAAUCUGCUAACUUCAACCGUCAUAGAAGCUCAAUGGAUUAUCCAUCCCCUCAUUUCAGGACACAUGAGCACCAAGAGUUCACAGGUAACUUUCAACAGGAAAGGAACUUUGGUAAUGCUACUGGAGAUUGUCACUAUAGGUCUCCUCGUUUUUUCCCCGAAUUGGAUUCUCCCAGUGAUCCCAAACUGGGUGGUAGGAAAAAAAACUUAUGGGAUGGUGAGGAUGAACCGUUUGAGAGAGGAGGGCCACCUGAACAUGCAUAUGCUUUCCGAACUCCUCCAAGGAAAAGGCAUCAAGACUUCCGUGAUUUUUCUCCACAAUUCCGUCGCCGAGAUCCAUUGUAUGAUGACGAUCAGUGGGACUUGCCUGAAGAUACAUUGCUCUUUCGUGAAACAAAGAAGCUGAGGACAAACUCCUACGAUCCUGACAAUGAGCUUCCAGAGUAUCCUUUGUCUAAUUCAGGACCGUGCAAGCCGAUGAUCUACCACCAUGAUUAUCCACGACAUGACAAAACUUUUGAUUCUAGACCUCUUGUUGAUUACAGAAAAAAUUCUGAGGGCCCAGGUCUGUCAAACUCCCCUUAUGGCAGUGAAGAUGAUAGGUGGGGUGUAUCACACGGACAUUUUCAGACGGUUUCACAUCCUACCGCAACAAAUCCUGAACUCAAAAGAUUAUCUAAACCAGAACCACGCCCAUCACUCAUGAUUAAGGAGUGGAAAUGGGAAGGUACUAUAGCUAAGGGAGGGAGUCCAGUGUGUCGAGCACGUUGCUUUCCAGUCGGACAACCUCUGGACAUGAAUUUGCCUGAAUACUUAGACUGCACAGCAAGGACUAGUUUGGACAUGCUUUCAAAGCAUUACUACCAGGCUGCUCGCUCUUGGGUUGUUUUCUUUGCCCCUGCAAACGACCCCGAUAUUGCAUUCUACAAUGAAUUCAUGAAUUACCUCGGGGAUAAGCAACGGGCUGCUGUUGCUAAAUUGGACGAUUCUACUACAUUGUUUCUUGUACCUCCUUCAGAGUUCUCAGAGAAAGUACUGAAAGUGCCAGGGAAACUGAGCAUGUCAGGUGUUAUCCUGAGGCUAGAUGCAGGAGGCUAUGAGCAGCCACAUGAACAUGACAAGAAAGAUGCUGAUGGUUCGUCAUUCUAUCCAGCAUCACCAUCAACCAUGCCUUAUCCCCCAUCAUCAUCUGGAUCUAAGUACUCAGCAUCCUACCCGAUGAUCAUCGACAAGGGGGCUGUCCCUAGGAAUUCAUCAUAUCCAGCUAGUAAUGCUGCAGGAUUGGCUCAUCCCAAUAGCAGCAAUGGGGCUGGAUAUGAUGAAUAUAUGCGGGGCCUGCCGAUUAGUUCUUCCCAUGAGAUGCAUAGCAAUGUGAAUUAUUAUCAACCAUCCUAUAAUCACACUGUCAAUUCCAAUGCCACUCAAGAGUAUGAUUUUAGUGGGGCUGCCAGGGCGGGAAAGCAAAAUUCAAAUCCUUCCUCGGCUGCCGCUGUGGGCCCUCAUCUUCAACCAGAGCAAUUAGCACAACUGGCCUCAUCCUUUCUUGGGAAGCAGCAGAUAGUGACACAACACUCUGAAAAUGCAUACAGGCCACCUCCUAUGCACACCAGUCAAUUGACUGAGUUUCCCUCAUCACAGUUUGGUCAAUCAACAUCGCUGCCUCCUCCACCACCGGCUCCAGCACCAGCGCCCAUUCAAAGAGAGGUUCAGACAGUUGUGCCGUCAAACCAGCCAUCUACCCAAGACAACAACAGUGCAGACCCUGAAACACGCUUGCAUGCAACAUUGCAGUUGGCUGCAGCUCUACUAAAGCAGAUCCAACAGGGUAAAGGAAACUAAGAAGUAUGCCGCAGUUUGUUUAUUUUGGCAGCUCCUCCCCAGAAACAAUUUCAAUGUUUGGCUAUUUGUAACAUUUCUGGACAUGUGAAGUUGAAUCCUUAUCUUUUUUUUUAUUGUGGUUCUCAGAUUGACAUUAAUUUGUUUAUUCAGUUAGGAAAGAAUGACUGCUUGCCCUUUUUAGGCGAGUUAAUAGUUUCUC
Molecule: messenger RNA, 3033 nt
Organism: Cuscuta campestris
Lineage: Eukaryota; Viridiplantae; Streptophyta; Magnoliopsida; Solanales; Convolvulaceae
Source: the annotation of a GenBank genome assembly